This is a messenger RNA of Menidia menidia (Atlantic silverside), 3177 nucleotides long. The record is from the annotation of a GenBank genome assembly. NCBI's taxonomy places the organism in Eukaryota, Metazoa, Chordata, Actinopteri, Atheriniformes, Atherinopsidae.
CUGUUCCCGAUGCGGUCAGAACGGGCCAGCCGGGUGUGUAUCGUUGUGCUGGAGGAGGUGGAGGAGGAUGAGCCCUCCUCUUCAUCCCCACCUCCCCAGCCAAAGUCACCUCUUGACCAAGGGUCCCAUCAUGCCUUUCAAAGGACUACUGUUCAGGAUGACAAGGACAGCGAGAAGCGGACCCCGCUGCAUGCUGCAGCCUACCUGGGAGAUGCUGAAAUCAUCGAGCUGCUCAUCCUCUCAGGGGCCCGAGUUAAUGCCAAAGAUAACAAGUGGUUGACUCCUCUUCACCGAGCUGUGGCUUCUUGUAGUGAGGAUGCGGUGGGAGUGCUCCUGAAGCACAGCGCAGACGUGAAUGCCCGGGACAAGAACUGGCAGACGCCGCUCCACGUAGCGGCCAGCAACAAGGCGGUCCGCUGUGCAGAGGCUCUGGUCCCACUGCUGAGCAACGUCAACGUGUCCGACCGGGGGGGGCGCACUGCCCUGCACCACGCCGCCUUCAGUGGCCAUGUGGAGAUGGUGAAGCUGUUGCUGUCCAGAGGAGCCAACAUUAACGCCUUUGACAAGAAGGACAGACGAGCCAUCCACUGGGCAGCCUACAUGGGUCAUCUCGAGGUUGUGAGGUUGCUGGUGGCCAGUGGAGCCGAGGUUGACUGUAAGGACAAGAAGGCCUACACACCGCUCCAUGCAGCCGCCUCUAGCGGCAUGAGCAGCACGGUGCACUACCUGCUGAGCCUGGGCGCCCAUGUGAACGAGGUAAACACCUACGCGAACACACCGCUACAUUUGGCUUGUUACAACGGUCAGGACAUUGUGGUCGGUGAGCUCAUCGAAGCAGGAGCCAACGUCAACCAGGUGAACGAAAGGGGCUUUUCCGCCCUUCACUUUGCCUCCUCCUCACGCCAGGGGGCGCUGUGCCAGGAGCUGCUGCUGGCGCAUGGUGCGCGCAUCAACCAGCAGAGUAAGGAUGGAAAGACUCCCCUUCACAUGGCAGCUACGCAUGGAAGGUUCUCCUGCUCUCAGGCCCUCAUUCAAAACGGAGCUGAGAUUGACUGUGAAGACAGGAGCAGAAACACCGCCCUCCACAUCGCCGCCCGCCACGGACACGAGCUCAUCGUCACAGCGCUCCUCAAACACGGAGCCAGCACUGCCAGAAGAGGCAUUCACGGGAUGUUCCCCUUACACCUGGCAGCUCUUAGCGGCUUUUCAGAUUGCUGCAGGAAGCUGCUGUCCUCAGGGUUUGUCAUAGACACCCCAGAUGACUUUGGGAGGACCUGUCUACACGCUGCUGCAGCUGGAGGGAACCUGGAAUGUCUGAAUCUGCUGUUAAACAUAGGAGCAGAUUUCAACAAGAAAGACAACUUCGGACGAGCUCCAUUACACUAUGCAUCAGCCAACUGUAACUACCAAUGUGUGUUUGCUUUGGUGGGUUCCGGUGCCAGCGUUAACGAACUGGACCAGAGGGGCUGCAGCCCUCUGCACUACGCCGCUGCCGCCGACACGGAUGGGAAAUGUGUGGAGUACUUGUUGAGAAACGACGCCGAUCCAGCAGUAAGGGACAAACAGGGUUUCAGUGCGGUGCACUACGCCUCAGCCUAUGGGCGCACGCUGUGCCUGGAACUGAUUGCAAGUGAGACACCUCUUAACGUGCUGAUGGAGACAUCAGGAACAGACAUCCUGAGGGAUUCGGACAGUCAGGCCCCGCUCAGUCCACUCCAUCUGGCGGUGAGUGUGGCGCCCCGACGGAGGGCUUACCACGGACACUGUGGGUCGUUGGAGGUCCUGUUGUCCUCCCUGUUGGACGUGCACGUCCGGAGCCCCGAGGGACGGACCCCCCUCAGCCUGGCCUGUUCCAGAGGCCAUCAGCAGUGUGUGUCCCUGCUGCUGCACCAUGGCGCCUCGCCCAUGACCUCAGACUACAUACACAAAAAGACAGCCUUACACGCUGCAGGCCACUGUAUGACUCCUCUGAUGCUGGCGGUGCUGGGCGGACACACGGAGUGUGUGUACUCUCUGCUGAGUCAAGGGGCCAGUGUGGAGAUUCAGGACCGCUGGGGCCGGACAGCACUACACCGUGGGGCCGUGGCGGGUUUGGAGGAGUGCGUGGAGGCCUUGCUCCAGCGGGGGGCCAGCGUGUGCGUGAGGGACAUCCGGGGCCGCACGCCCCUGCAGCUGGCGUCGGCCUGCGGUCGCGUGGGCGUCCUGGGCGCCAUGCUGCACGCCGGCGGCGCGCCCCAGCCCCACGCCCACCUGACCGACAGCCAGGGCUACACGCCGCUGCACUGGGCCUGCUACAACGGCUACGAUGCGUGUGUGGAGGUCUUACUGGAUCAGGAGAUGUUCCGGAGGAUUAAAGGCAACGCGUUCAGCCCCCUCCACUGCGCCGUAAUGAACGACAACGAGGGAGUGGCUGAGAUGCUGAUCGACUGCUUGGGCGCAAACAUCGUAAACACCGUCGACUCUAAGGGAAGGACCCCCCUUCACGCCGCGGCGUUCUCCGACCACGUGGAGUGCGUCUCUCUUCUCCUGAGCCACGGAGCCCAGCCGAACGCCGCGGACACACACGCGCGCCGGACGCCGCUGAUGAUGGCGGCUCUGAACGGACAGACCAACGCCGUGGAGGUGCUGGUGAGCAGCGGGAAGGCUGACUUGAGUCUGCAGGAUGUCGACAAGAACACGGCUCUGCAUCUGGCCUGCAGCAAGGCUCACGAAACCAGUGCCUUGUUGAUUCUGGAGAAAGUCAGCGACAGGAACCUGAUCAACUGCACAAACGCUGCCCUCCAGACGCCGCUGCACGUGGCAGCCAGGAGGGGGCUGACCGUCGUAGUCCAGGAGCUGCUGGGGAAAGGAGCCAGCGUGCAGGCCGUGGACGAGAACGGUUACACCCCGGCUCUGGCCUGCGCCCCCAAUCGAGACGUCGCUGAUUGCCUGGCCCUCAUCCUCAACUCCAUGAUGCCCGCCUCUCCCAUGGUCACCGUAGCAGCCACGCCCGCCCAGCCUCCCCCCCAGAGAGUCUCCAACCACCGGCCCAGCUCCAACCACGUCUCCAAAGGCGUGUCCUUCGACGCCCUGCCCCCUCUGAGGCCGGACCACGCCUCCUACUGCCGGCCGGAGCGGCCGCUGUCCUCCGCCUCCGCCGACGACGAGCUGAACGACUCCGACUCAGAGACGUACUGA